This is a messenger RNA of Peniophora sp. CBMAI 1063, 1707 nucleotides long. Lineage: Eukaryota; Fungi; Basidiomycota; Agaricomycetes; Russulales; Peniophoraceae. The record is from the annotation of a GenBank genome assembly.
AUGGCUGACACUACCAAGUAUACGAGGACCUCCCUUGCGUUCGGCAAUGCGGACCCAGCGCUGGUCGACUUUGACCAGCGGUUGCGCGAAGGACCCUCUGCCGCCAUCGAGCAUUUUCGCUCACUGUUCAUGAGCCGGGGACCAGCGCCCAUGCCUGCACGAGGCGAACUCAUGACAGCGAUCUACGUGAUCUCUUUCCGCUUCAGCUUUCGUGACGGGGAGGACUGGGUAUGGCCUCCGAAGCUCGAGGAACUCUGGGAUAUCAAUCGGAACGUGGAGACCGUCGACGCUCUUGGGCCCGAGCUUUGGAGAGCUUGUAUCGGGAGCGAGCUACCUAUGCUGCUCAUAGACAUCAUCGCGGCGAAAGACUUUUUCGCGCAGCCGGCUGCUUGGAUCACCGCAGUACUUGACUGCCUUUUCGGCUUCAUGGAGAUUGUGAUCUACGACAUCGAGCCCAAAGCCAACACGCCGCGCGGAGGUCCCGGAUCUGGGUUUCUCCCGCUGCCUUUUGUGAAGAAAUUCCUGCGCAAGACAAGGCUCGUAUGGGAUGCUGUUUGGGAGCACCGGACGGAGGUUGUGGCUGCUGACGCCGAUAGGCGCCUGAGGACGAUUGAGAAGCUUGCACACUUCGUCGAGCGUGCUUAUCGCUACAAGUAUUCGAUACACGGCGAUCUCGUCGGGACAAAAAUCGCCUAUAUCGCUCUAUUCUCUUGGACGGCACAGUCUCGUACGUCGAUCACGCAGGUCGGCGAAGGCACGGGACUUUCCGCCUUUCUCUCCUUCGUCGACGAAACCCGCAGUGCUAGUGGCACUGAUACUGUACAGACAAUAAUGCCCGACAUCAUCAAUUCGAUAGGUCUGGAGAAGAUACUUACGACUGCGCGCACGUCGCUGGAUCAUUCGGCACUCGGACAAAUGAAGGACGAGAGUCUCCGGCGAGUCUUGCAGACAGUGGACGCUAUUGUGCGCACGAACCUGGACACUCGCAUGACGUUCUGGAACUUCUCAUUCGCGCCCUCUGCCAUGAAGGCGCUGCGCCGGCAGAGCAAAGAGGGUGUGCCGAUCUUCGAGGACUGGAAAACGAACAUUCGAAUUGUGAAUUGCUGCAUGGGGCUCAUACACACUGCCAUCGUCGGACUCUUCGUCAGCAACACGAAGUUACCUCCGGGCGAAGACAUAUUCUUCCUGCAGGAGAGAGCAGUUCAAUGUGCGCUUGCAGGUAUGGCAGCUCUGGGGUCAGUAUACGACACCGUCAAUGGAGAUAUGGUCGUCUUCAACGAACUGUUUGAACCAUUCCUAAUGCAAUGGAGUGAUACCCACCUGAGGAAACUAGUUGGUCUGGGCCAAGAGCGUCUAUUACAGAGCUACAAGACCGUCGCCUGCGAGUGUUGGUACGAGAACAUGCGCAACAUCCGCGGCGCUAGGUAUACGCAGAUCACCCGGGAUAGUUAUCAAAUGCUGGUCGAUUGCUGGUCUUUGCUGGGCAAAGCCCUCAGUCUUGACGAGGUCAAGGAGCGCGACCGCUUCGAGACUCGGCGCACGCGCCUGUGCUCGUGGAAGAUGUGUCCCUCGCAUCAGAAGCCUUCUGACAAGCCAUUGCAGGUCUGCAAAGGGUGUAAGGAGGCACGGUACUGCUCAAGGGAGUGUCAAAUGAGUGACUGGAAGGAUGGCGGACAUCGUAAACUAUGUCGACGCCUCAAACAGUGA